GAAUAUAUCUGUGUGCUGUUUUUUUCUGAUCCCUUGACAAAACAAGGCGCUGCUGAUAUUGGGUCAGAGCGACGCAGCUGGCUAUAGCGAUCAAUCAGUUAAUCGAUCGAUGUGAUUGGUUGGCGCGGCUGUACGUCAAGCGGUUUACGCGUGGCUGUGAGGACAGAGAAGAGAGGAGAGAGGAGGGAGGAGGAGGGUCUUUCAGUGAGGCUUUUUAUUUAUUUCUUUGUUUCGAGUGCGGGGAAGAAAAAAAAAUAACAAUAAUAGGAGCGGUAGCUAGCUAGCUAACCCUAGCUAGCUGUAUUCACAUUAGAGGGACUUCAAUGUUGUUCCGCUGGAGCGAAGCGACAAACUGGACCUUAUUCCGCUAGGUAUUGCAACGCCGAAGAGAAGGGAAGGAGGAUGAAGCGGCGCAAUGCGGACUGCAGCAAACUCCGGCGGCCGUUAAAACGGAACCGAAUCACCGAGGGCAUAUACGGCAGCACCUUCCUGUACCUGAAGUUCCUGGUGGUUUGGGCGCUGGUGCUGUUGGCCGACUUUGUGCUGGAGUUCCGGUUUGAGUACCUCUGGCCCUUUUGGCUGUUCAUCCGGAGCGUGUACGACUCCUUCAGAUAUCAGGGCCUGGCUUUCUCAGUGUUCUUUGUGUGUGUGGCGUUUACAUCCGACAUCAUCUGCCUGCUCUUCAUCCCUGUGCAGUGGCUGUUUUUUGCCGCCAGCACAUACGUGUGGGUGCAGUAUGUCUGGCACACAGAAAGAGGGGUCUGCCUCCCCACCGUGUCUCUGUGGAUCCUCUUUGUUUAUAUCGAGGCGGCGAUACGAUUCAAAGAUCUAAAGGACUUCCAUGUGGAUCUGUGUCGUCCCUUCGCUGCACACUGUAUCGGAUACCCGGUGGUGACGCUGGGAUUCGGCUUUAAGAGCUACGUGAGCUACAAGAUGCGUCUGCGCAAGCAGAAGGAGGUGCAAAAGGAGAACGAGUUCUACAUGCAGCUCCUCCAGCAGGCCCUGCCGCCAGAACAGCAAAUGCUGCAGAAACAAGAGCGAGAGGCGGAAGAGGCAGCGAAAAGUGCACAGGACGCCGAAUCAGCCCCUGCAACUCAGAACGGCUCUGCCGGUGGCAAGAAGCCUGCAUCGAAUACUUUACCCGAACUGGAGUAUCGCGAGAAAGAGCGAGGCAAGGCCGAGUCUAAAAAACAACACAAUCAGAACCAGAACCAUCACAGCAGCAUCCUGCCUGUAGUGGACUAUAAUAAAGCACAGGAGCUGGAGUACAUGGAGAAUAAUGUGAACAGCAAGAGACUGAGCAGCUCUGAGCUGCUGGGCAGCACCGAGAACCUGCUUCUGAAGGAGGACAACUCUUCAUCGUCAUGCUCGUCCUCUUCCUCGAAUUCCACCUACUCGAAAAAUCACAAAAACACCAGCACUGGGGGUGGUGGUAACUCGUCGCCUCGCGGCCACGGGACUGCAAAUGGCAGCGUGCCCUCCUCGACAGGACCUUCUUCAUCCUCGGGGAAGGGCGAGAAGAAGCAGAAGUGUGGAGGCAAAGGCGGGCAUAGAGAUCCAACAGAUAACUGCAUCCCCAAUAACCAGCUCGGCAAGCCUGAGGCCCUGGUCAGGCUGGAGCAGGACGUGAAGAAGCUAAAAGCCGAGCUGCAGGCAAGCAGGCAGACAGAGCAAGAGCUGCGCAGCCAGCUGGGCUCUCUGGGCACGUCAGAACGCAGCGUACGCUCUGAACUCAGCCAGCUCCGUCAGGACAACGAGCUGCUGCAGAACAAGCUCCAUAAUGCAGUGCAGGCAAAACAAAAGGAUAAGCAGACGCUGGGGCAGCUGGAGAAGCGUCUGAAGGUGGAGCAAGAGGCACGAGCGGCUGCAGAGAGGCAGCUGGCAGAGGAGAAAAAGCGUAAGAAGCUGGAAGAAGCCAGAGCUGCUGCCCUCGCAGCUGCAUCCAGGGGUGAAUGUACAGAGUCUCUAAGGAGGAGGAUCUCCGAGCUGGAGACGGAGUGUAAGAAACUCACACUGGACAUUAAAGUCAAAGAGGACUUGAUCUGUGAGCUCGAGCUCAAAGUCCAGGAGCUUCAUAAAUAUAAAGAGAACGAGAAGGACACGGAGGUGUUGAUGUCUGCGCUCUCAGCCAUGCAGGAUAAGACCCAGCAUUUGGAGAACAGCUUGAGUGCAGAGACCAGAAUCAAGUUGGACCUUUUCUCUGCACUCGGAGACGCCAAACGACAGCUGGAGAUCGCACAAGGUCAGAUCCUGCAGAAAGAUCAGGAGAUAAAAGAUCUGAAGCAGAAGAUUGCUGAGGUGAUGGCAGUCAUGCCCAGCAUUGGUUACUCAACGGAUACCAGCAACAUGAACCCAGUGACCCCUCACUACUCCUCCAAGUUUAUGGACACUAGUCCAUCUGGCCUGGACCCCAAUGCAUCUGUCUAUCAGCCCCUGAAAAAAUGAAUGCCUGCACCAGCUCACCAUACAAUCCAUCCAUCCAUUCAUCUCGCUUUCCCUCUCUUUUCCUUUCUCUUUUUCUCUCCUUCUCGUGCUUUUUAUCUUUAUUUCAGUUUUCUAUUUUGUUUUGUUUUUUUUCUUCACAGGUCCAGACCUGGCCCCUUAGGAAUGUUUGGGGAUUUUCUCUCUCUCUCUCUCUCUCUCUCUCUCUCUCUCUCUCUCUCUCUCUCUCUCUCUCUCGCUCUCUCUCUCUCUCUAUCUCUCUCUCAAUUUUUUUCUUGUUGUUUUUCUUCUACUACUAUUUCUCACCUGGUCAGAAGGAUGUCGUAUUGUGUGACUGUAUUUGUUGUAGUAAAAAAAAAAAAAAGAGACAAAAAAAAACUUUUAAGAGACAUCACCCGCUGAGUAGGAAUCUGCUGUUGUUGGAAUAUCUUUUUUUUUUUUCUUGUAAUUGUCUAGAAACCUCACAGACGUUGGUGUGCAUUUUGGGUUGUUUUCUUUUUCCAUCUUUAGUGCAAAGAAAAAAAAAUAAGGCUCUCACUUUAUUUUUCCUGUACAUUAUUAUCAGCCUUGAAUUAUUUUUUUUUUUAAGGAGGGGACAAGUUUUCAGAUUUACAACUCUUUGGAAUUUUAUUUUUGGAUAAAAGUAUAAUUCACUAAAUCACUGCCCAUUUACUAUGCUAAAAGCAUCUGGUCAAAUUAGAACAUGUGGACAAAGUGAUAGAACUCAUUCAAUUUUCAAUAAACUCCUGACCGCCAGAUACCCCAGUGCCUUUAGACAGGACCACGUCGGUGAAUCUGAAAGAUUUUGUCCCCUGCUAAACUCGGAUCCCUGUUUUUACGACCGUUUCCUUAUCUGAUCUGGAGCCAUCGCCCCCCACAGCACCAUCUCUCCAACUUUGAAUUCGGAUUCGGCCUUAAAAUCUUGUUUACACCUGUUUAUUUGGCCUGUGUUGCACUGUCAAUUGAAACAAUGUGUAAAGAGUAGUGUAGAAGGGGGAUAUAUAUAAAAAAAAAAAAUCAUUGCGUAUAUAAUGUGCAGCAUACACAGCAAGCCUGAGCAUGUUCCAGAUUAUUCCGGAUGAUUCCACUAGCCAGGCAGGUGUGUAUCUGUUCCAAUUAAAAUUUAGUCCAGUGCCAAGUAGCUAGGACUGUGAUUUUGUUCUACAGUGAUGUGCUGCACUACUGAAGCAGCGAACCGAACCGUCGAGUGUAUUUUCUAGUUCAGUGUCUUGGUAGCGGAGAGCCGUUUUGGUGUUGCCACAUGGUGGCGCUAUUGUGCAUAGGAAAGUAUUUGGUUUUCAGUAUUGCAGAGUUCACUCCCUGCUCUUAAUGACGUGAGUGUUGAAAGCCAGCCUGCUGUCUUUCUCAAGACCCUUCGAUUGACUUUUUGGUUUGCUUAGGGGUUGCCUUGUUUUGUUUUGUUUUUGGAUUUAAAAUAAUGCACUUACUGAAGGAUUUUAUUUCUGGGAUAAUCGCAACAUCAGUACCUGAACUACAGAUGGAGCCCUUGUCCAGCUGUGAUGAAAUGAUAACAUGACAAGUGUGGUUUAACGUAUUUUGAAAGGCGUCUUGGGAAAGAAAAGGCUUCUGAUUUUUUGAAUUUUGAAAGGAAGGAGAAAAAAGAAAAAGAAAAAAAAGCCCGUUGUUGGUAUUGCUCUUUCAGUACUAAGAUCGGGAUGUCCCCGGUGAGUCCUCUGUGGUGUUCUAGUAAUCAGCGAUGGUUGUCAUUGGUGAUUUUGUUUUUGAGUGUGCGUUUGUGUUUAAAUUAUGGACAGUUUGUCCCUGAAGUGUUCUCGGAUCGUUAACGUCCGCCGACGAUCGAUGUUAACUGGUCUGCAGACGCGAAAAAAAAAAAUCUCAAGUGAAAAGAAGAAAGCACUUGUUUGAGUUCUUUGCCCGAUGUCAUCCCUCCCUUCUUCUUUUUCUUUCUUUCUAUCUUUCUUCAGACCGUACUGUGGCUGCAUUCUCACUCUGUGAGGUUUUCAAGGAAUAAAAGUUUUUUUUCCUGGCA
Silurus meridionalis is the source of this 4453-nucleotide messenger RNA. It is a transcript of the gene maco1b, whose product is annotated as macoilin 1b. The record is from RefSeq and is a predicted model, not a curated record. NCBI's taxonomy places the organism in Eukaryota, Metazoa, Chordata, Actinopteri, Siluriformes, Siluridae. Gene Ontology annotation, cellular component: rough endoplasmic reticulum membrane. Gene Ontology annotation, biological process: neuronal signal transduction. The transcript is spliced from 11 exons. The coding region runs from base 403 to 2445 and encodes 680 amino acids.